GUCGCAAGAUGGCGGCACAGGUACAAGAUAAACGUCAAAGUUUAUUUUUACAAACUUUAUUUUGUGGGGAAUUUUAUUAAUUAUUAUGUUUUAUUGGUCGUUUUAGCUUCCAAUUUAGUCCUAAAUACUGAUAAUUCGAGAAAAAAUCGUCUCAUUUACACCAAACGGGAAAAAAAUGCAAAAGAAACAAACUCUAAAAUUCUAACCUAACAAAUCUCUUCAUCACCAAUCGAUUUCAUCGGGGACCCCACCAGGAUAAUUUCCAGUCAAGCACGCCGUGCAGUGCCCAAUAUCCGGGGAGGAAUCCUUUAUGUCUUGCUGGACCGCCUUAACAAGCCCAUCAACGCUUAAAUAAUGCAAACUAUCCGCCCCUAAAACACCAGGUUAUGCGUCAAAAUUGGGUUUAAAUCGAAAAAUGUCGCAUUUAAAAGGUGGAAAAGUGGACGUUUCGUUAAUACAUUCCUUAGCGGGGGCUAAUUUAAUAUCGUUAAUUGAGAAACAUUCCGGAUCGAAAGCUUUGGUAUGGGACACCCAACUUCAAGGUCCGGCGGGUUUGAUUGCAAAAUACACCGUUUUAAAAGAGUAUGGGGUGGAAAAGAUGUACCCCAUUGAAAACCCGCCUCUACCAAAUUGCGUGGCUAAACAUAUAAUUUUUAUUUGUCGCCCGAAAUUGGAGUUAAUGGAACAUAUCGCUUUGAGUAUUAAAAUUGAUUUGCAAAAUAACCGGGUUGGGAUGGAUCGAAAUUACCAUUUAAUUUUUGCCCCAAGAAGGAGUUUAUUGUGUCUUAAUAAGCUUGAGCAUUGUGGAAUUAAAGGGAGUUUAAAAACGAUUGAGGAAUUUUGUUGUUAUUUCUUUCCAUUCGAUUCUGAUUUGUUAUCAAUGGAGAUCCCCGACGCUUUUCGGGAAUACAACCUAGAAAAUGAUCCAACAAGUCUUUACCACGUAGCGCGCUCGAUAAUUUUCCUCCAAUCGAAAUUUGGCCCAAUUGGAAGAGUUUGGGGUAAAGGCCCGGCUUCAAAACAAGUCCAUGAUUUACUAUUAAAGCUCCAAAAAGAAGAUUUUCAAUUCGAACGUGGUAGUUGCAUCGACCAAAUGAUUCUAAUCGAUCGUUCGGUUGAUUUGAUAUCAACAUUGGCUACUCAAUUAACUUACGAGGGGUUAAUUGACGAAGUUUUUGGGUUAAACGGAAAUGCGGUUACAAUUCCGGCCGAUAAAUUAAUGAGUAACGAUGAGAGACACAUGGAGUCUUUGCAAGAAGAUAAAAAGACGUUAAUUUUGGAUUCCGGGGAUCCCCUUUACGCCGAUUUGAGGGAUAAAAAUUUUAACGGGGUCGGUCCGUAUUUAUCGAAACGCGCCAAAUUAAUUAGCGCGCAAUUAGAGGAUCGCCACGAGAAAAGCGUCCCGGAAAUGAAGUUGUUCGUGCAACGAUUACCCGCGAUUUUAGCCAAUAAAAAAUCGUUAUCGCAACACACCGCGAUUGCGGAAUGUAUCAAAGAGGUUACCGAUACUUACGAAUUUUUAGAUGGGUUACAAGUCGAGCAAGAAUUUUUGAAUUGCAUGCAAUCGGAUAAGGCGCAUCCUUUCAUCGAGGAUAUGAUCUCGCAGAAAAAGCCGUUAAUAAAAGUGUUACGAUUGAUUUGUUUACAAUGUUUAACAAGCUCUGGGCUAAAAUCGAGACUUUUAGACUAUUACAAACGCGAAAUCGUGCAAGUUUAUGGGUUAGAAGUGUUACCCGCGUUGAUUAACCUCGAAAAAGUUGGGUUAUUAAAAGUUCAAUCCGGAACUAGGCAAUAUACGGUUCUUCGAAAAGGCUUACAAUUAACAGUUGAGGAUACAUCAGAAGUUAAUCCAACAGAUAUAAGCUACGUUCAUUGUAUUUAUGCACCUUUAAGUGUGCGAUUAGUGGAGCAUUUAACGAAAAAUGGGGGGUGGAAACAACUACAAGAUUAUUUGGGGCUCCUUCCCGGCCCCACCUUAGAGUAUUUAUCAGGAAACCCUUUAAACAACAACAACUCAACGAAAGUCGUUUUAAUCUUCUUUAUAGGCGGGUGCACCUUCGCCGAGAUAUCCGCUUUAAGGUUUAUUUCGAAACAAGAAGACUCGAACGUUGAAUUUGUAAUCGCAACUACGAAAUUAAUUAAUGGAAACACCUUUUUAAAUUCUUUAAUGUAAAAAAAUUAAAAAUUUUUUGAGGUUAUGUUAAUUAACAUUAAGAUUUAACCAAUUUAACCUCGUCUAGUGGUAUAUAUGAUUUGUAUCGACUUUUUUUGAUGAUUAUUAUUAAUUAUAAUCUUAAUCACGGUCAUAAAUGAGUCCUUUUUUGAUGUGGUGGUGAAAAAUGAGGUAAAUUUAUUUUUUGAGGUUAUGUUUCGAAAAUUACUUUUGUUGUAGAUAUCCGAUUUAAGGUUUAUUUCGAAAUAAGAAGACUCGAACGUUGAAUUUGUAAUCGCAACUACGAAAUUAAUUAAUGGAAACACCUUUUUAAAUUCUUUGAUGUAAGAAAAUUAAAAAAAAAAUGAGGUUAUGUUAAUUAAUUUUAAGAUUUAACCUUGUCUAGUCGUAUAUAUGAUUUGUAUCUACUUUUUUUUGGAGAAUAUUAUUAAUUAUAAUCUUAAUUACGCUCAUAAAUAAGUCCUUUUUAAUGUGGUGAAAAAUAAGGUAAAUUUAUUCUUUAAAGUUAUGUUUUGAAAAUUAUUUUUGUUGUAGAUAUCGGAUUUAAGGUUUAUUUCAAAACGAGAAGAUUCGAACGUUGAAUUUGUAAUCGCAACUACUAAAUUAAUUAAUGGAAACACCUUUUAAAUUCUUUAAUGUAAGAAAAUUAAAAAAAAAUUGAGGUUAUGUUAAUUAAUUUUAAGAUUUAACCAAUUUAACCUCGUCUAGUGGUAUAUAUGAUUUGUAUCGACUUUUUUUGAUGAUUAUUAUUAAUUAUAAUCUUAAUUACGAUCAUAAA
Molecule: messenger RNA, 2951 nt
Organism: Onthophagus taurus
Lineage: Eukaryota; Metazoa; Arthropoda; Insecta; Coleoptera; Scarabaeidae
Gene: car
Product: vacuolar protein sorting-associated protein 33A
Biological process (GO): vesicle-mediated transport
Source: RefSeq, a predicted model, not a curated record